This is a messenger RNA of Prunus mume (Japanese apricot), 501 nucleotides long. Lineage: Eukaryota; Viridiplantae; Streptophyta; Magnoliopsida; Rosales; Rosaceae. The record is from RefSeq and is a predicted model, not a curated record.
AUGGCGGAGAAGGUGACAGUGAGCAUAAAAGAGUCCACGAUGGUGAAGCCAGCAGAGGAGUCGACGCCCCGAGGCUCGCUAUUAAGCGGUGACGAGAACUUCUUUGACCUAGUAGUGCUCAAGCAAGCCCUCAGCAAGGCCCUUGUGCUCUUCUACCCCAUGGCCGGUCGCUACAAGCUCAACGACCAGAAUGGCCGUAUGGAGAUUGAUUGCAAUGCGGAGGGAGUGCUCUUUGUUGUAGCGGAGAGCAUCUCUGCCAUUGAUGAUUUUGGUGAUUUUGUGCUCAACCCCAAUCUUCGUGAGCUCAUCCCCGGUGUUGAUUACGCUGGUGGGAUAUCCUCAUUUCGCAUUUUUGCGUUACAGGUUGGUUAUAUUAUCUCCCUUCUACAACUUGCCCUCGCUCCCUCUGAAAUAGACGAUCGAGAGAGAAAGCCUGCAGCCGAAAACCUAAAGAACCAAAAUUUGCAAUCCACUUCUGCAGCUCGCAUAUUGGCUGAGUAA